GUAAGUUUGAGUAACAUUUUUGUCUCUUUGCAGACUGUUACUGAAACCUAUUAAGCAAAUCCAAUUUUUCUAUAGAGGUAGCUGCACCGACGUCGGGUCCCAAGCCCCGAGUAAGAAAGCAGGAGGGCAUUUCUGAAAUGAAAGGUACUUGAAGCUCUCCUGCAAUUAAAACACAAUGAAGAUCUCAUUCUUAUAUCCAUGUGCAGUGUUUAUACUUUAUUGCACAGUUCUAAAAGUCCAUGUCUGCGCAGAAUGUUAUCAAGAGAAGUGCCAGCUGUUGUCUGUGACAUAUAAUCUGAUAUUGCUGGAUCCAUUCCUUUGUGAACAUUUUGGAAGUCUUUAUUUCAAAAUAAAAAACGGGUCAGGCAGAAUGUCAAAGACAGAUUGUCUCAAUGUGAAGAAAGAAUGUGUAUGGACUUGCGACUCAAAUACACAUGGUUGGUGUAGAAAGUGUAAGAAAGAAUAUUGCAAACAACAGACACCUGGAGAUUUUUGUGGCUGUAUACAUGCGGAUGCUUUUUAUCCUUUUGAAACAUUUGAACAAUACAUGAAAAGCAAUUAUGAUAGAAGAUCAGAAUUCGGAUCAAGCAAUUUAACUAGUGACUCUCAUUAUGAAUGCUGCAAGAGGAGGACAUGUGGUUCAGCUGAAGAUUGUACUAUAGGAGAAAGACUGCAUGAGAAGGAACCUUCUGACAAGUUGCUUUCCUCACUAGAGCUGUCCUUGGUGAUAUCUUUUAUAGCUACAGUCGCUAGUCUUUGUUCAAUACUUUUCGUGUUUGUCAUUUGGAGUUAUAGUCAUCCGAGAAGAGACGAACACAGUCAGAAGCAUGAACACACAACACCGAUACCGAGCAAUGGACUUAGAUUACAAAGGCAGAGAAGAAGAAAAAGGCAGAAUAAAAAUUUGAAUAGGGUGUCGAAGCAGACUGAUAACGAUACAACCGAGAAAAAUGUUCAUGGAUCAUUUAAUCAAAAUAAUAACGAGGCAACUAAACAAUAUGUGAAUAAGGAAUCCAAGCUAAAUGAUCAUAAGGUAUUAGAGCAAAGUGAGAAUUGUACGGUGUUGUUGUCCGCACAUAGAGAAGUUAGUAGUACAUUAAAUAGCGUUAUCUGUGUUUCUCAAUCACAGCAAACUGAAAAUCCAGCAGCAGUAUCAGAGAAUGAAUGGUGUACGUCAGCAACUCGAGUUAAGCAAUACAAGUUUUCACAUGAGGCAAAAUAUAUAAGUCAGAAAGAAAAAACAGAAACAGAAGACUGUUCUGAACACAGUGGUAACUCCAUAGAAAUUGAAAGAGUUAUUAUACCACUGUCAGUACAGGAAGGUUUAUUUGAAAACAAUGACUCGUCUGGAAAAUCAGCUGAAUUUGAUUCUGAGACAACAACGUUCCCCAAAUUCUGUGGACAAAGCUCUGCAAAACAGACUCAUGAGUGUUCACAAAAUAGUAUUGAAGAUGUAAAACGACAACUUGUGGCAAAAGAAAUCUCUAGAGAACUGCAUAUUGAACAUAGAAAUUUAACAAUAUUUGGAUUAGAUUCUUACUUUGAUAGACUUAAUAAUGGCCCACCACCUACAACACGUGAACGGAUGCAAUAUGAAUGGAUUCGAUUGGCUUCAUUCCAUAAUUACACGGGAAAUGGAAAUGCAUUGGCUCUUGCUAGAAAUGGAUUUUACCAUGAUCACAAUGAAGGACCUAUGUCAACGAGGUGCUAUCUCUGUGAAGCUCGGCGCUCUGACUGGGAGAUGUUUGAUGACAUUUCUGCAGAGCAUAGAAGACAAUCACCAAAUUGUCCUUUCCAUGAUAACAGAGAGGAAGAAACCUUGAACAUUUCAAUAACAAAUGGAGACAAUAGUGAAACCCCAGCUAGAUCAUCUCGAAGUUCUAUAGGUAGUUCAUUGACUUCUUCUGUCACUUCAUCAUCAUCUAUGAGUACAGGUGCUGCAACUGUGAGAGAAGUUUCAAGCAGUUUCCAAGGAAUUAACAUUAGCCAGACAAAUAUUGGCAAUAGUGGAGGAGAAAGCAUUCCACUACAGCCAACAGAAGAUCCAGAAAGUAGAGAUCGUUCUCUGUUGGCAUUGUCUCAGCCACGUACACAGCGAGCCCUCGGGCGGACAGGGCACUCUUAUUCCACUAUAAUAGCACCAAGAAGAAACAAUGUUGCUACAGGUGCUGUAAGUAAUAUUGGCAUUGGUCCUUUCAGCACUGGUUCCUCGUCUUCAGUUACAAUGAGUCAGCUACCAAGUACCCGCCCCUCCUCCAUACUAGGCGGGCCAGUGGGGGCCGGUGCUUUUUCAGGUUUGAGAACAGCUGGCCCAAGCACAGGUGCACUGACUUCUGUUCCUAGAGCAACAGAAGGUUUACAACAAAGCAAUACUCCAUCACCUUCUGCAGAAGCAGCUGCCGGUACACGACAAACUAACCCAGCACCUGGUGCUGGGGGAAGAACAGAUCCUACAAUAACAGUGGUGGUAGAUAAUCCUAAACAUCCAGAUUAUGUCAAUAUAGAUUCUAGAGUCAGCUCAUACCAAGGAUGGCCAGAUUACCUGGAUCAAACCCCUAGACAGAUGUCAGAAGCAGGUUUCUUCUAUGUUGGUGUUGCAGAUUUCACUCGCUGCUAUUGUUGUGGUGGGGGUCUGCGGAACUGGGAGCCAGGUAGGUUGCAUGAUGAGACUUUGUUUCAUUCACUUUUUGAUGAAUAAUAUAUCUAAUAAUGUCCGUCAUAGAGCAGAGUAACAAAACAGUAUAUUUUCCUUUGUUUAUGUCUGUUCAUCAGACUGUCACGAGACAGAUAAUGAAAUAUCUAGAGCAGUAAGUGUAGAUAUAGACACGUGUCCUUGAAAGUACAGUACGUGAUACGUUUUUGAAAUCCUUUUGUUAGAAUAAAGUGCAGUCGAAACAAUACUAACAAUCAUUUGUCCUUUUGCCUUUCAAUAAUGUAGGGGAAAACUUGAUAUUGUUCCUUUGAAAUGGAUACAGUGGUGUAAGUAUAUUCCUCGAAAUAUACAAUCGAUCAAAAUGUGAAGGAAUAGGACAUGAUAACUGAUAUAUCACAUGUUAGUGAACCAUGACCAAGGCUACAUCAGAUCUUAUUAAAUCAUGGCCAAGGCUACACCAAGUCGUAAUGUACUAUAUGGCCAAGGCUACAUCAUAUCUUUAUAAAUCACAGCCAAGGCUACACCAAAUCUUAAUGACCUAUGUCCAAGGCUACGUCACAUGUUACUGAACCAUGGCCAUGGGUAUACACAAUCUAAAUGGACCACCGUCCAGGCUAUAUCUCAUCUUAAUAAACAAU
Messenger RNA from Mercenaria mercenaria, 3291 nucleotides. RefSeq lists its product as uncharacterized. The record is from RefSeq and is a predicted model, not a curated record. Lineage: Eukaryota; Metazoa; Mollusca; Bivalvia; Venerida; Veneridae. Gene Ontology annotation, molecular function: ubiquitin protein ligase activity; cysteine-type endopeptidase inhibitor activity involved in apoptotic process. Gene Ontology annotation, cellular component: nucleus; cytoplasm. The coding region runs from base 176 to 2698 and encodes 840 amino acids. Gene Ontology annotation, biological process: positive regulation of protein ubiquitination; regulation of cell cycle; negative regulation of apoptotic process. The transcript has 8 exons.